This is a messenger RNA of Gopherus evgoodei (Goodes thornscrub tortoise), 4807 nucleotides long. It is a transcript of the gene SHISAL1, whose product is annotated as shisa like 1. The record is from RefSeq and is a predicted model, not a curated record. The transcript is spliced from 5 exons. Lineage: Eukaryota; Metazoa; Chordata; Testudines; Testudinidae. The coding region runs from base 392 to 973 and encodes 193 amino acids.
AGCGUUUCUCUCUUGCGCUGAAAGGUACCGUCCCCUCCCCUCCCUCCGGAGGAGUCAUGUGGCUGUCAGGCAUCUCCCUGCAGCACCUCUGGCCGCCUCUUCCAGUGCGAGUUUUACCUUGGCAGUGCCAGUGGCACGGAGCUGCUUCGCACUGGGACAGGCUUGGGCUUUCUGGCCGCCACUGGCUUGUUUUCUCCUUUGGCUCAGCAAACAACUGUUGCGAAAAGUGGCUCUGGCGUGAAAACGUGUUAGGUUAGUUACAUGGGGGGCUGGAGUUGGUUAAUGUCUUCUAACUCCCUGCUAACAAGAAGCAAGCUCCCUGGCCUGAUUCAUGGCAGCCUCACCGCAAACCUCUGAGGUAAUUCUCUAAUGGAUCAAUGAAAACAAAACGAUGACAAGUUGUGGUCAACAGUCCUUGAAUGUGCUGAUGGUUGUGUUCUUAUUGCUCUUGUCGGCAGCAUUGUCUGCACAUUUUCGUGUCUGUGAGCCAUAUACAGACUACAAAGGCCGCUACCACUUUGGUUUUCACUGUCCACGUCUUUCUGACAAUAAAUCUUACAUCUUCUGCUGUCACCAUAACAACACGGUAUUUAAAUACUGCUGCAAUGAGACAGAAUUUCAGACUGUUAUGCAGAUGAACCUAACGGGGAAUGCAGAUGGAUAUAUGCAUAACAAUUACAGUGCGUUGUUAGGAGUGUGGAUUUAUGGCUUCUUUGUUGUUAUCCUGCUGGUACUGGACCUUUUAUAUUACUCAUCAAUGAACUACGAUAUUUGCAAAUUUUACCUGGCAAGGUGGGGAAUCCAGGGAAAGUGGAUGACACAGGCACAGAGCCGAUGGAUUAACCCUGCUCAGAAUCCAAGCCAAGUACAGACUCAGUCUCAGUCUCAGCCUCAAAUGUCACAGGCAGUACAUACUUUAAAAGGAGAUGCUUUAAACCCACCAUUGACGUCUUUUCAGAGUUCAUCUGCCUGAAAAUUAUAAUGAUGUGCCUCAAGAUGGGAGAGGUUAGUUUAGAAUGCAGCGAGCAGCUUUCAAGAGCGAACUAUCCAAGUGAAUGACAGACAAAUAAAGAUGACACCACAAGAUGGAGUUCGGUCAAGACAUCUGACAAGAAUCACCUCUCAACUUACAAAAACAAUGUUGAAAGAGUUCAGAAAACUGUCUGUAAGCAAUAUUUUAAUUCUAGGUCAAGAUUAUUAUUUUGAAAGGAAACAUCGUAUUUGAUGGAAAGCUCAGUACAGUGAAAUGCAAGUUGCUCUUGCAAGAUCCAAGCCAAGGUAGACAAGGGACAACAAGACAAACCUUUGGCAGAUCAACUUUCUUUGCCUCUCCAUCCAUCAAUUGCCAUUUGAGCCUAAUCUGUUUUAGAAUAAUGAAUGUGAAUUAUUCCAAAGUUCUCUGGUGAACAUUAUGUCACAAUAGGGUAGAUGCUGACAUUCCCAGUCACUGUUCCCUCUACAUCACACCUCAGAGUACAAAGGGACCCCUCAUCCAAUCAGAGUGAAGGGUAAUAGUAAUUUCAGUCCCUGAUUCUAGUCAUUUUAUUCACAGCAAUGAGACUGGCAAAACAAAUUCCUGAGCACAAGUUGCCUCAACUGUACUUGCUCUCCAGAGGAGUGUACAAAAAUUUAAAAACAAUUUUAAAAAAGGACAACCUCUCCCCUUCCUGAACCUGAUUGGAAACGGAAAAAAAAAAAGAAUAUCUCACUGAUUACAACAGCAAUAACACCAUUACCCCUAUGUUUUACAAGGCAAUAAUCCAAUUCUCUCAGGCUGAUAGUUAUUCAGCACUUGAUUGGUCUCAUAAUUUAUCCCCGUCAGGAAUGGGAGAAUUGCUUUGCAAGGCAGAACAGGAAUGAGAUAUCGAGUCACUGCAUGUUGCAAUAGCCUGACUAUAUUUUAUGGUAGGGAUUUAAUUUGAAGACAUACAGUAUAUUUUAUAUCAGGGGUGGCCAAAUUUACUGACCCUCCGAGCCACAUACAAUAAUCUUCAGAAGUUCAAGAGCUGGGCACACCUACUGGGGCUUGGGCUUCAGCAGGAGCAAGGCUGAAGCCCCGAACCCCAGCAGAUGCCUCCCACACGACUGGAGCCCAAGAUCCCCGUCUCCACAGGGCAGAAGCCCCUAGCCCUAUCACCCUCGCAGGGCAGGGCAGAAGCCCUGAGCUCCACCUGUGUCACACACCCCCACACCCUGGUCUGGUAGGUGGAAAACAGGGGAGGGAGGGCUCCGUGAACUGCAUUUUAACUGUAAAAGAGCCACAUGUGGCUCACGAACCACAGUUUGGCCACAUCUGUUUUAUAUCAAUCAUUCCUGUGAAAUGAAGUCAUGCAGCAAGACUUCAUUUUAUACAGAGUACCUGGUGACUACAACCAAAACAGAGGAAUUCCUCUGGAAUCACAGUACUAAACACACCAACAUUAGUGCCUAAUUAAUUCAGCAUAGCUAAUAUUAUUUCGACCAACACUAAAAUGAUCUGACUAUGACUUAGUCGCACAUAUUUGAGAGUAUCAUCAAUAGCAGGAACACUUUCCAUGUCUACUGAGUGACAUGAAGUCUUCUGUUCAAACUUCUUUGCACUGAGUGCAUUUUUCUUUUUUCUACUGAACAGCUAAGAGAUACGUUACUACUGGACACUUCAGGCCAAAUUAUGGCUGGCUUGCAGAAGUGCAUUAGAUAGGGAAAAGGCACAGAGAGGCAUCAGUGCUGGAGAGCAGAAGCAGUGGAAGCCAGCCAAUCUUGCCCGCAGCAGUCCAGUUCUCAGAGGAGGCCUGCCUGGGUAGGACACAGACAUCUCCAUGCCCCACCUCCUUGCACUCCAACCAGUCAAUACAAAACAUCACUGGGGGAAGGGCAUACUAUACCUAACGAAAAGGUGUAGCUAGUUCCACAGGUAAGCAUGCUUCCCCCUCAGCACCCUUGCAGGCAUUGGACUUGCUCGUGCUCCACACGGAAUGCCUGCAGUAUCCCAUCUGCGAACAGUAUUCAGAUGCCCCACUUUUCCCUGCACGUGAUUCAGUUUGUAGAGCCAUACUUGAGCCUUUAAAGUUGUACGGUGGUAUUGCACAUGGUGGGAAAUGUAGCACUCCAAGUAAAGGGCGUCAUUUUUUAAAUUCUCAAUUCACUUUAAACCAGGGAGCUUUUAGUUUUCUAAAAAUAGCAUUUCAUUAUACUGUAGCAGCAACAUUCAAAGCACUUUAGUUGAAGUUGGGACAAUAAGAGCUACAUCAAAGAGGUAUUAGAGGUCAUUUUCAGAUACUGGUACAAAUACAGCAUUGGUUUUUGCAAAAAUAGUACUUAGCAAGUACUGAGCAAAGGAGCUGAGCUUGCACGGAAGGGGGAACGCAGACAGUGGAGCUAUGAGAUGGAAGCCUCAUUCCCAACUUGCUAGUAAGGGUCAGAAAAAUCAGGUAGCCAAAAGUAACACUGAUUCUGGCCAUGCCUCCGUUGGCAGCAUACUUUUUUUCCCUAGAUGCCUUCCCUUGCAAAGACAACCCCCAACCACCACCACCCAAGGUUGUAUCUACAACACGCAGAGUCUCCUUGCACAAGUUUUUUGCUACUUAUUCCUUUGCCCCCCCAUCAUAGCAUUCCAGGUCCAUAGACCUGACACACGUACUUAAGGUACCACAGGAUCAAGUCUACAGAAGUUUGGGAACCAUUUGUUACAAACAGGAAUAGUAAUAGAGGCACUUAGCACUUCCAAGGAUCAGGCCUGCUGCUCCUCUGAGAAUGCAGGGUUUAGACCAGCACACUCUGCUGUGCAUCAUUCACUGUGUGAUGCCUACCUCAGCACAACAGGCUGAAUUAAGGUUGGAAUGUCAAACUUUAGAAAUCAAACUUCUCCAUAAUAUUUGAACUACUAUAUUACUGCAAGAAGCAUUUGUGCUUACUAUCAGUGAAGGACUAGAGAAAAAUUAUUUCACUAUUUUUUCCACUUUGUUUGCUUUACAGAGUUGACUGCCCUUUGGGCUUCUCUAAACUUGAAAUACUACUGCUGUGCUGUGUGUAGUGCUUCAGAGUAGACGCUACCUGCAUCAACAGAGGGGAUCUCCAAUUAGCAAUAGUUAAUCCACCUUCCUGAGAGGCAGUAGCUAAGUUGAUGGAAGAAUUCUCUUCCGUCCACCUGGCACUGUCUACUUCGUGGAUUAGGUCAGCUUAACUACAUUGCUCAAGGAUGCGGAUUUUUCAGCCCCCUGAGUGAUUUAGCUAGGUCGACCUGACUUUUUUAAUGUAGGCCAGGCCGUUGUAUGUAGUCAGUUUCUCUGUUUCUCCUGUAGAGUCAAUUUCCCCUUUCAUUUGUGUGGAUCUAUCAUGCAGCAAUGAGAGUGAGACAGUUAGAGAACAGAAGAAUAUGAUCAUAAAAAUCACAAAAGCUGGCAAAGGGACUCAGGAGUGAGCGAGCCUUAGAACUCACUUUUCUUACAUUAGUAGUUUUCACAUUGGUGUUCCUUUACAAGUCUCAAGUUUUGUCCAUUCAGGUCUCAACUUUCAUAAUCCUAAAACAAUGCGUUAGAUACCAAUAGCUGUUUCCAAACUUCAGCUGAUUGAUUUUAACCUCGCAUAACAUAAAAUGGAUUCUCUGGGCUAGAUUCUGAUCUUGAGCACCAUUUUACACCAGUGUAACUCCAUUAACAUCAAUGGAGUAACUGUGGACUUACAACACAGAGAAUCAGGCCCACAGAGAAUAUUCUCCAUUAAAAUAAAUGAAUAUUUUCUGCAAUUCAGCAACAUUACAAUCAACAGAAUUGUUUCCUGUACAUAGGACAUUGUUUGAAUGACUUCAAAAGAAGAAAAGCAAACUAUU